Ostreococcus lucimarinus CCE9901 is the source of this 2154-nucleotide messenger RNA. RefSeq lists its product with no specific name. The transcript has a single exon. Gene Ontology annotation, cellular component: mannan polymerase complex. Gene Ontology annotation, biological process: protein N-linked glycosylation. Lineage: Eukaryota; Viridiplantae; Chlorophyta; Mamiellophyceae; Mamiellales; Bathycoccaceae. Gene Ontology annotation, molecular function: alpha-1,6-mannosyltransferase activity. Bases 1 to 2154 code for a protein of 717 amino acids. The record is from RefSeq and is a predicted model, not a curated record.
AUGUCGGCUUCGAAACGUCCCGGCGCGCGUCCGCGUGCGCACGCGCGCCUCGACGAUCGCACCGCCUUCGCUUACGACCUUGAGGCUGCCAAUUACGACGACGACGCGAGUAAGUACGGCAAACGUCGUCGUUCCAGUCGCCAUGGAUUUGCCAACUGUAAUCAGUUUUUGAACACUCUGCGCGCGCUAUUCGCGCCCACGAGUCGCGUCAACGUCGCACGUUUAUGCUGCGCGAUCGCAGUGACUGUAUUGCUCGCGCAAGUGGCGUCGAAAUCGUCGGAGACGGCGUCGCCGACGCGCGUGGGUACGGAAUUAGAUUUGGGUUUGCUGCAGGUUGAACCUCCAAAGGGACGCCGAGGCGAAGCCUUGGCGCCGAGCGCGACGAAACGAUACGCGAAGAGCGCGGAUGAUUUGCGACGAACGAACGGAGGGUACAGUAGUGGUGCUCCGCGGAACAGGGCGAAGCUGAUCCCGCGAAUCGUGCAUCAGACGUUCAAGUCGCGCGGGACGCUCACGGAGAAGGACAAGGCGAUGAUGCAGACGUGGCGAGCGCAGAAUCCAGAGUGGGAGAUACGGUUCUACGACGACGAGGACUGCACGCGGUUCGUGCAGGAGCAUUUUCCGGAUUAUUACGAUGCGUAUGCGGCGUUGGUGAAGAAGGUAGAACGGAGCGAUUUCUUUCGGUAUUUGGUGAUUUUGAAGCACGGCGGCGUGUACGCGGACAUCGACACUGAGUGUCGAAAGCCUUUGGAUGAUAUGAUCGAUGCGAAGGACACACUGAUCGUCGGCUGGGAGAACGAGUUCGAAUCAGACGCAAAGGCGUACUCGAGACACUUCGUGCGAAGACGACAAGUGUUGAAUUGGGCGUUCGCGGGCGCGCCAGGGCAUCCCGCGCUCCUCGCCGUCGCCGAACACAUCAACGCUGGUGCGAAGCGAGUGUUCACCAAGGCUUCGAAUCGUAACACGCUAGAGCGUACGGGACCGGGUGCGUUUACUGAUACCAUCAUGUCGCACUUUGAAGGGCUUCGUACGGGUGGGAAGACGUUUUGGAACGUUCGAGUGUUGCCGAAAGUCGUGCUCGGCACGCAUCCGCUCGGCGAGGAGGGCGUGAGCCAAAAACACCCAGACGUCGUCAUCGCGCACAGAUACUCGGGUGGGUGGAAGAAAAAAACUGGCUGGAAUGGGAAGAGGCGCUGGUAUGACCACAUCGCGAUUCUCUGGCACUCGAUCAUGAGCGAUCUUCCGGCGUACCGCGAGAAGCUUGCGGCGCGAGACGAGCACUUUCAAAUGCCCUUGGUCGAUCCGAAGAGGGAGUACCCGGUGACAGCGCUCUGGGAGCCCGCGUUCGAUCUCAUGACGCCAUUGGUUGGCACGAUGGAGGAAAACGACGCGUCAUCAAAAAGCGAGCAUCGCAGCGCGGAAGGGUACUGGUUGACACUGUACGGUAGACCGAAAGUGGUGACGCACAGCCCUCUGCGCGCCGGGCAAAAUCCGGCGGAAAUCCUUUUUGCCGGUUUGGAGCGACACGCAGGGAAACACAUUCCUGAGCGCGCCGUCUUUAUUGAUAUUGGUGCCGGUUUAGGGUAUUAUUCCAACGCAGCCGCAUCCCACGGGGACGACGUGUACUCGUACGAGUGGGAUGAGACGUUAUUAGCAAACUUUAAGACGUCAGUUGAGUACAACAACUUUGGCGACCAUGUGAAAAUCAGCGCGGAUUUGGGCGAAUUGAAGAGCGGCGAGGCGUUUAGGGAUAUGCUUCUCAAGACGAAAAAGAUAGACGCCAUGCGUAUCGCAGGUCGAGGGUAUGAGAUGGACAUUUUAGACGGUUUCAAGAUGUUUGUGGCGGCGGGUGAUUUUCCUAUGGCGUUACUUUUGGAGAUGCGCCCGGCGCUCAUUGAGGCGUCAACAAAGCAUUCGACCGAGGACAUCAUCGCCAUGUUUCAGUACUUGUGGAGCAAUGGCUACACUGAUAUUGGGCACGUGGGUCCGGCGUGUGAUGGGCGGGGCGUGCGCAAAAUCAAGACAAAAGGGCUUAAAAGUCAGUUUGAGAACACGGCGUGGUGCAGAAUCGACAUUGCGAGCGUCAAAGGCGUCCUCAGCGCCAUGAGCGAGGAUGAGUUUGAAACCAUCAUCAUGUUCUCAGAUAGACAUUGA